AUGUUUACCUUACUGCGGGUGGUUUCUUGGGUUAGACGAAGAGAUUGGCAUAUAUUAACAUCGGGAAUGUUUACAUACACGAACGAUGAAAGGUUUCAAGUUGCUCAUACGGACGGUGGCGACGACUGGAAUCUCCAGAUAAAAUACGUUCAAAAAAGAGACAAUGGUACCUACGAAUGUCAGGUAAUAUAA
Molecule: messenger RNA, 192 nt
Organism: Pediculus humanus corporis (human body louse)
Lineage: Eukaryota; Metazoa; Arthropoda; Insecta; Psocodea; Pediculidae
Exons: 2
Coding region: 1-192 (63 amino acids)
Biological process (GO): synapse organization
Cellular component (GO): neuron projection membrane
Source: RefSeq, a predicted model, not a curated record